AUAUAUUUGAUUAUACUCAUUAAUCUUUAUUUUUUAAAUAAUAUUUUAUUAGGAUGAAGAUUAUUAUCAUCAUCAACAACAACAACAACACCAACAACAACAAACACGUCCAAUAGCAACAACAAAUAAUAAUAAUAAUUCAAGUGGUAAUACAUAUAUUACAAAAAUGAAUGAUACACAAUUAAAUGAUGUUUCAAAUCAAUCCCAAAUAUUUUAUGUUAAUAUGCCACAACAAGAACAAAAAAAUCAACAACAAGUUCUUUCUGUUUUAACAUCAGAUCAACAACAACAACAAGUUCUUCCUGUAACUGUUGUACAACAAGUUAAAUUACCUGUUGAUGCACCAAAACAAAAAAAGAUUCUACCUAAACCAUCAUCAACAAAUCAACAACUGAAUUCAUCCAAUGAUCAUUCUUCAACAAAUAAUAACAAACCAUUUGCAUGGUCACGCCCACCAGGUCGUAUACAAAUAAAUAAUGACGAACAACUUACAAAUAAAAAUUUAAAUUCUACUCCAAUUAAUACAGAUUUGGAUACAAUGGAAGCAGCACAUGUUUUAGCUACAGCAGCUGAUGUUACCAUGGCUGCUGAUGCACGUCGUAAAGCUCAACAACAUGAUGAUGAUUUAUCAAUGAUGGUCGAUGAAACACCAUCAAAUAUUGUUAGUGAAGAAACAAUACAAUGUGACGAUAAUGGAGCAAAAAAUAUCACACAACAACUAGGAACGAUAACGGCUAAUAUUAUUGAUGAAAAUGGUAUUGAACAUACAGUUCUAUUGUCUACAGAAGAAGCACAACAAUUACUUAGUUCACAAGGUGCUAUUAUUGUUGAUAGUGAUGGUCAACCAAUAUCAAUUCAACAAGCACAACCUCAAACAUUUGUUUCACCAUUUGCACUUGAUCAAGCACAAUUACAACAAUUACUUGCUCAAGCUGGUAUUGAUCCAAAUACACCAUUAACUAUUGAACAAAUUGAUCCCAAUCAACAACAACAAAUGGCUACUUUAUGUACAUCACCAGGUGGUACCCAAUAUACUGUUCUUACACAAGGAUCAGGACAACAACAAUUUAUUUUACAAACAACAAAUGAACCAGAACCAUUACCACCGCAACAAUCACUUCCAAUUCAACCACAAGCAAUAGCGCCUAAAGAAGAAUUAUCAUCACCACCAACAAAACGUCGAGCUUUUGCAGUUAAAUCAACAACAACUCGACAAGAUACAUAUGAAGAUCCAAAUGAUAGACCAAGACGUAAAAUAUUUGCAACAAAAUCAACUGUUUCACCCAUGAAUGAUGAUAUUCAGGAUGAUCAAGAAGGUUUUAUUGGUACACGAGCAUAUCAUCGAAAUACAGGUCGAAAAUAA
Messenger RNA from Adineta steineri, 1363 nucleotides. NCBI's taxonomy places the organism in Eukaryota, Metazoa, Rotifera, Eurotatoria, Adinetida, Adinetidae. The record is from the annotation of a GenBank genome assembly.